AUGGGGCUAGAAGAAUCUCAAAGUAAAGAAGGAGGUGAGCAUUCCCAGCAGGUCCCUUGGAUUAUUGCUAUUGUUCUCAUCUCACUUCUCAGUGCCUGUUUUAUUGCAAAUUGUUUGGUGACUCAUUACAACUUUCUACGCUGUAAGAGAAGCACGGGAACGCACAAGUUACCAGAGUACUAUACGAAGCUAACGUGCAUCAGAGAGACGUCAGAACUCAAAGGGAGCACCUGGAAUUGCUGUCCUGUUCUCUGGAGAGCCUUCCAGUCCAACUGCUUUCUUCCUCUUAAUGACAACAAGACGUGGGCUGAGAGUGAAAGAAACUGUUCAGGGAUGGCGGCUCAUCUGGCAACCAUCAGCACAGAAGCUGAGCAGAACUUUAUAAUUCGAUUUUUGGAUAGACAGUUUUUGUAUUUCCUAGGACUUACAGAUGAGAACACCGAAGGUCACUGGCGCUGGGUGGACAAGACGCCAUUUAACACGCACAUGGCGUUCUGGCAUGAGGGUGAACCCAACAACCUUAAGGAAGAAAACUGUGUUGUUCUUGUUUAUAAAAAAGAUAAAUGGUCCUGGAGUGAUAUUCCUUGUAACCUUGAGAGAUACAGAAUUUGUAAGAUACCUGCAAUAGCAUUGAACUAGAAACUUAUGAAGUGGUCCUUAUAAUGGAGACAGAAAAGAAGAACCAAUUAGAAUGUUAGCAUCAAUGGGGAAGCUAUUCCA
Molecule: messenger RNA, 720 nt
Organism: Propithecus coquereli (Coquerel's sifaka)
Lineage: Eukaryota; Metazoa; Chordata; Mammalia; Primates; Indriidae
Gene: CLEC4D
Product: C-type lectin domain family 4, member D
Exons: 6
Coding region: 1-639 (212 amino acids)
Source: RefSeq, a predicted model, not a curated record